AGCAUCACAAUUAUGUAUCUUCCCAAACCCAUCCCAUCAUAAUCUUCCACAAGGAAACUGUUUCAUUUUCCCUUUUCUUCUCGUAAUUUCAGUCUCUUUUUCCCUUCAAGCAUGACCAAAUUAGCCAAAGCUGCUGCCAAAGAAACUAGCAGGCUCAACAAGAUCAUGAAAGCGCCCAUAACGGCUUUGAUAAAGGUCAAAGACUUCUAUAUUAAGAGCAUGAGUGAGUGUUCUGGCCAAUUCGAUUAUGGGACCUUCAUGGGCUGCCCUGCGGCCCAAAUCACCACUUUGCCUAAGAGCUUCAGUGUUGGCUCAACGAGGUCAAGCAAUAGUAGUACGGGCGACUUGCAGAGAGAGCUUGUGAGAGUUUCUUCAACGAAGCAGCAGCAGCAGUCUCCGGUCAUGACCGCAAAACCGAACAACUUUCAGAGGAGUCGGAGCGUCGGAAUCGGCCGGAUUGACGAGGACAAGCCGUGUGAGUUUGAGGAAGAUAUUAAGGUCAAGACUUAUGUGUACUCUAGAAGCAAAAGUCAUCAUGUUCAUAAGAUAACAAUGUUUUAAG
Morus notabilis is the source of this 562-nucleotide messenger RNA. RefSeq lists its product as uncharacterized. NCBI's taxonomy places the organism in Eukaryota, Viridiplantae, Streptophyta, Magnoliopsida, Rosales, Moraceae. The transcript has a single exon. The record is from RefSeq and is a predicted model, not a curated record. The coding region runs from base 112 to 561 and encodes 149 amino acids.